Molecule: messenger RNA, 306 nt
Organism: Peronospora matthiolae
Lineage: Eukaryota; Oomycota; Peronosporomycetes; Peronosporales; Peronosporaceae
Source: the annotation of a GenBank genome assembly
AUGAGCAAUGAGGGCGAGGCACGAGAUAGAAAAGAGACCAAAGUCGCUUCUCGCACAGCUGGGAAGUCGGAGACUGGAGCUGCUGAAGCUGUGGUGGGGAGACGUGGGUAUACUGAACACAAGUCACGCGGGACACGUCGAGCGGUAGUGGACGGAUGCAGUAUCUAUACAUAUAUUCAGAUUGGUGCUUUUUACACGGGGCUGGAUAGAGUGUGGGGGAUGGUCAUGACGAAUCGAGCCAAUCAAAUUCGUCGAAGCGAGACGAAUGAACGAAUCGCAGUGACGUCAUCAGGUGGAAUACAGUGA